AUGACCUUGAAUUUCACUCAUCGUCUUCUCCACUCAACUAAGCCAUUCCAAUUUCUGAAGACCAAUCGCUCAACACAACACUCCAACACAAACCCACUUCCAUUUCCCAAUCCUCCACUCCUCCCCUUCACUCUUCGACCCCCAACUCGCUCCAACUCACUGUAUGGACGAGUCAGCUCACUCCUCCCACGUUCCCAUAGCUCCUCUUCAAGCCCAUUCAGCACCCAAAUCGUUCCCGAAAUCUUCAUCCUCUUCGCGUUCUCUCUGGUGCUUCUUGGCCUUCGGCUCUUCUCCAGCGUCCUAUUGCCCGAUUUUCCUCACCGCUGGCACGGCCUUGUGGCUUUUGCUUCGGAAGCUGAGGCCAGAACCAAUGCAUACCCUUCGCACCUGUGGCAAGCCAUUGUUGCUUACGAGGACAGAAGGUUCUUUAGCCAUUUUGGGAUUGACCCAGUUGGGAUUGCUCGUGCAAUGGUGUCGUUUUCGGCUCUUGGCGGUGGUAGCACGAUUACCCAGCAGAUGGUCGGGAUAUAA
Prunus armeniaca (apricot) is the source of this 531-nucleotide messenger RNA. Lineage: Eukaryota; Viridiplantae; Streptophyta; Magnoliopsida; Rosales; Rosaceae. The record is from the annotation of a GenBank genome assembly.